AGAGAGAGACAGACAGACAGAUAUGCUUCUGGUCAUGGUCUUCAGAGGUUUACUGGUGCUGGGUCUGAUCAUGUCACUGGACGGACGUAAGAAAGGCCAGAAGACCAAACCGAAGGCCGCCAAAGGCUCCGGACCAGUCAAGGUCUUUGGACAGAGAGGAAUGACUGUAGGGUUGUUUCUGGAUCCUAACCUGAAGACCGCUGUCCCUGUCCUUGAUAUAGCCUCCAGGUCUCUCUCUCCAUGGACGUACAGCGACACGUACGAUGAGACCCGGGUCCCUCAACAUCUCUCCCAGGCUCAGUGCCAGAGGUCUGGCUGUCUAACCCCAGACGGAGAAGAGGACAUGGGGUUGGAGUCCAAACCCAUGAUCCAUCAGACCUUGGUGCUCCGCAGGGUUCAGGGAGAGAAGCGCAGCAGCGGAGGGAAGAAGAAGGGGAAGAAGAAGGGAUAUUUCUACAAACUGGACAGUGAGACUGUAAAUGUGGGCUGUACCUGUGUGAGACCCAGCAUUUUCCCUCAGAAGCAGUGAUGAUAAGAGAACGUCCUAAUUCAGGAAAUAAAUUCAAAAUUCUUUAAAUAUAAAAAAAGGUUUCCAUGGAAAAUGGAUUUCUGAUCAUUUUGUACAUUUCCUGAAUUGAUUGAAAUGGACCUUAACUUUAGUGAAGGCUUCCAUCUGUGGAGUGUAGCGUGACUGUAACGUAGACGUCUUCGAAGUGAAUAAUGGACGUUGACGUGUUUUUGUCUUCGGCUUUGAUGUUGACCCGUGGAAAUGGACCAAGUGAUUGUAUCACUGACCUCUUGACAUAUAGUCGACCUGGAAACAUCUGAGAUCAACGGUUCACAUUCUCUGUUUCUACUAUGUUUUAUUUCAUUUAAAUGACUUGUUAAAUGACUUGUUUAAUGACUUGUUAAAUGACAUGUUUAAUGACUUGUGAAAUGACUUGUGUAAUGACUUGUUUAAUGACUUGUUAAAUGACUUGUUUAAUGACUUGUUAAAUGACUUGUUAAAUAACUCGUUAAAUUUCGUGUUUAAUGACGUGUUUAAUGACUUGUUUAAUUACUUGUUUAAUGACUCGUUAAAUGACUCGUUAAAUGACUUGUUUAUUUAAAGGGAUACUUCGGGAUUUUGGCAAUGAUGCCCUUUGUCUACUUCCCCAGAGUCAGAUGAAAUCGUGGAU
This is a messenger RNA of Salvelinus sp. IW2-2015, 1178 nucleotides long. It is a transcript of the gene il17a/f3, whose product is annotated as interleukin 17a/f3. Gene Ontology annotation, biological process: inflammatory response. Gene Ontology annotation, molecular function: cytokine activity. NCBI's taxonomy places the organism in Eukaryota, Metazoa, Chordata, Actinopteri, Salmoniformes, Salmonidae. The record is from RefSeq and is a predicted model, not a curated record. Gene Ontology annotation, cellular component: extracellular region.